AUGAACUACAAGGACAAUCUCGUUGAAAAGGUUGGCGGACAAAGCCAAUUUGACUUUAUCGUCAUCAAAUAUUGCGAGCACAUUACCGCAGAUCAGAGCCUGAAACUCUUCUUCAAAGACAUGGAACACGACAGUCUCAUUGAACUACAAAAGGAGUUUCUCAGUGCCGCCCUGUUGGACCUUCCUUCUCACAUUACCGAAGUUGCCAUGGGAAGAUUGGUAGUCAAUUACCAAGACUUGUGGGAAUCUGGUUUGAAUGAACGUCACUUUGAUACCCUGAAAGCUCAUUUCAUUGAAUCUCUCCGAGAUUGCUGGGUCGAAGAGAAUCUAAUUACCCUCUUUGACCAACACUUUGACAGUCUACGACCAUUGUUCCAUGAGGUUUCCCCCAACAAGAAGCAAAUCCAAGAACAAGUUGUCAGCCUGCACCAUCAUAUCUCUAGUAUUGCCCAACGAAGUGCUGGUGGUACUCGCACCAACCGUUUGGGUAGAAUCCCCAAUGGAAAUGCACGAACCUGA
Cylindrotheca closterium is the source of this 519-nucleotide messenger RNA. The record is from the annotation of a GenBank genome assembly. Lineage: Eukaryota; Bacillariophyta; Bacillariophyceae; Bacillariales; Bacillariaceae.